AUGGCCCAGACACAGCUCAGCUCCUGGCUGCUCCUGUGUGUGUUUGCUGCAUCCCAGAGGCUAACAGAUGAACACCCUCACAGCGGCACCAACAGAGCCCGUCGUGGCCCAGAGGACGCUGGCAUCAUGUUAGAGAUGCUCUGGGGAAGGCUGGAUAUUCAGGCCAACGGGACAAUCCGCCUGCGGGAUGAAGAGCUGGCCUCCCUACGCCCGGCACGGCGCUUCCUGCAGAUUUUAGAGGAGGAAGUUCCCAAAACACCGGCAGAGAUUGAGCAGCAUCUGAGAUAUUAUUCACUGACUGACACUCCCUUGCCUCCGACGGAGUUUGACCGUCUCCUUUUCACCAGUGUUUACAGUGCCUAUCAGGUUCGCUCCGUGCAGGGUCUGGAUAAAAAUCCCUGGAUUGGCUUUUUCUCUCAGCUGGUUGAUGAAAUCUUUCGUGACCUGUGCAAGGGGCUCUGCCCUGCAAAUACCACUCUCCUCCAGGCUUCCUGGCCUUGGAAGGACAAACCUUCACAUUUAGCAUCCCUGAAACAUUUCUAUCGCUCUAACCUGGCCAGGACCAAGAGAGACACUUAAUGAGGGAACCCUCCAUAGGAAACGGCACCCCUGGCUUCACCUGUCUCCUUGGUUAUUUUCAAUGCUUUCCACAGUGUGCAGGACUUUGAAUAAAUAUGCCACACCUUUUUGUUCUGCUUUCUGCACAGUGCUGGCCACCCUCUCAGGAUUUA
This is a messenger RNA of Melozone crissalis (California towhee), 731 nucleotides long. It is a transcript of the gene FAM180B, whose product is annotated as family with sequence similarity 180 member B. The record is from RefSeq and is a predicted model, not a curated record. Bases 1 to 579 code for a protein of 192 amino acids. The transcript has 3 exons. NCBI's taxonomy places the organism in Eukaryota, Metazoa, Chordata, Aves, Passeriformes, Passerellidae.